Molecule: messenger RNA, 336 nt
Organism: Opisthorchis viverrini
Lineage: Eukaryota; Metazoa; Platyhelminthes; Trematoda; Opisthorchiida; Opisthorchiidae
Exons: 3
Coding region: 1-336 (111 amino acids)
Source: RefSeq, a predicted model, not a curated record
AUGCUUACAAUGGAAACACGCGUGAAAAGACCGACAACUGAUGAUAGGACAGACAACGCUGAAUGUUCUUCAAGGCGCGGUAAGCGAUGGCACAAGCAUGACUCGCACAUCAGGCACAAAGUGUCCGCCAUACGGGACCUGAAUAUACACUCAAACCCAUGCACCACACAUAAAGGUGUCGUAAUUGCGCAGAGAUCCCACAACGGCAAGCAAACACGAGUCACUGACUGUGACCCAAGGAAGUCCCAGUCCAGUACCAGCCUUGGUGGAUUGAGGAAAGCAGGUACCAUUCCGCUAACAAAGUGCAGUGCUCGAAAAGCAAAUAAGAAAAAAUAA